UGUGCAGAAAAAUUGUUUAAAAAAAAACCUACAUUCCCAAAUAUGCUUGCAAAUAUCCAAUAUAGAUUUAAUUACAUGAAGAAACAAAAUAAAAUAUCUAUUAUAGGUGAUGACAAAAUGUAGCUUUAAUGAAAAGUUUUGUUAAGGACACAAUUAACAGAAUGUAAAGAAAAGACGAUACUUUAAACCUCUGCAUUUCCCCCCAAGCAGAGUGCGCUAAAAAGAAUAAACAGUAGAUCCGCCGUGUUCAAGGAAAUUACCUCCCAGAACCGCUGGCACACAUCCAGCACAGACACACACUCGUGUGUUUUCGGAGACAGUCAGAACGACAGAGCGAGCAGACGAGUAUAGCACCAAAGAGUAAGGAGGAGAAGAACUAGAAGAUUAGUGCUGCAGUAGGUGAUGCGAAAAGGGAAAAAAAUGGACAUAAAUCCUUUAAUACAAGGCGGAGAAGUGAGAUAAUCCUCUGGGUCUCGUCCAAGGGAAAGAAUCCGAAGAGUCGGUUUGGUUUCUCGUUUUGUGAGAGCACUUAUAAAAACGUGUGAAGAGACAAACUAAAGGAGUAAAGGAUCACGGCUUGGGAGGUUCUAGAUGAGUGAAGGCAACACAGGGAAGUAAAAAAAAAAAAAAAAGGCAUGUGGGAUAAGACUAAAGAACAAAGAGCACUAACAGAUUGGAGCUGAAGUGGGACAAUGCUGGCCGAGCCCCAGGAAAAAGACACAGCACGUCGUUCUUCGUCCAGGCGAGUGAAAGCAGCAUGUUUUCUCCCAAUGGAGAGAAGCUGCACUGGGCCUCGCUGCUCUUCCUCGUGGCCAUCCUGCCCACUAUUGGCGGAAACAUUCUGGUCAUCCUGGCUGUGUCACUUGAGCGCAAACUCCAAAAUGCCACUAAUUACUUCCUCAUGUCUCUAGCUGUGGCCGACCUGCUAGUGGGGCUGCUGGUGAUGCCCAUCGCUCUCGUUACCGUGCUGUACAAUUCAGCAUGGCCACUUCCUGAGUUCCUGUGUCCAAUCUGGCUAUUCCUUGACGUUUUAUUCUCCACAGCUUCCAUCAUGCACCUUUGCGCCAUCUCCCUCGACCGCUACAUCGCCAUCAAAAAGCCCAUCCAGCACAGUCAGUACAACUCCCGAGCCAAAGCCAUGGCCAAAAUUGCACUCGUCUGGUUGAUAUCGAUAGGUAUUGCCAUACCCAUACCCAUCAAAGGACUGAGAAGCCCAAAUCAUGGAAUCAACAUAACUUUCAACAGCAACCAUACCUGCCUGUUGACCUUCGAGGGCUUCGGCGAGUUUAAACUAUACGGCUCUCUGGCGGCCUUCUUCAUCCCCCUCAUGAUCAUGAUGAUUAUAUACCUGCUGACGAUCCAAGUAUUGCGCAAGAAAGUGUAUCUCCUUAGAUCGAGGGCGUGUCAGCAAGUCAACAGACCCAUGGUGUGUACGGUCUUCCAAAGGGAGCAAACGGUAGAAUCAACACCGGAGAAAAUCAGCAUGCUGGAUGUUAUUAAAAAGGACCAAAUGCUGCAGAGAACAAACCCCAUCACAGGGGGUGAGCUUACCAUUAGGCGACUGUCCACCAUGGGAAAGAGAUCCAUGCAAAAUCUGAGUAAUGAACAGCGAGCCUCAAAAGUCCUGGGGAUAGUCUUCAUGUUGUUUGUGGUCAUGUGGUGUCCAUUUUUUAUCACCAAUGUGACAUCGGUGCUCUGCGAAAGUUGCAAUGUCAAAUUGGUGGAGAGACUUUUGGACAUUUUUGUGUGGGUUGGUUACGUUUCUUCAGGCGUCAACCCUUUAGUCUACACACUUUUCAACAAGACUUUCCGGGGAGCCUUUACGCGUUACAUCACAUGCAACUUUGGCACUAAGAGAGCAUUGAGAAUGCAGCGCAGGAACCUGACCAAAAUCUCAUUCCAGUCUUCUGUUGCGGAAAAUUCCAAAUUGUUUAUGAAGCAUGGGAUGAUGAAUGGUAUUGCUGCCACAGGGUACCAGAGUCCUUUGCGAAGACGACCCACAAACCUCCAACCCGCCAGUGGUGUAAUGCUGGAUACUCUUCUUCUCACGGAAAAUGAGGCUCGCAAAUCUGAUGAAGGAGUCAGCUGUUUAUAGCAAGCUUUGAUACCUUUUUUUUUUUUUUAAACAAAGAAAAGAAAGCCCAACUUCUACAGCUUAAAAUGCUCAAUCAGAGAAUUGUCCAGUAUUCAUAGUUCACUUUUUGCAAAUGGAAAAAGAAAUCUUUGAUUAAGUCUGUAAUUUUCAGCACUUUUAAAAGAUGAUAUCUGAUACUGGAAUAAUAUGAAAGGAGGCAGGAUUGUGGAGAAAAAGGAAUGUAUAGAAUACCAGCUAGCUGUAGCAUGCAUGAAAUACACAUUAACUAACUGUGUGAAUGUAAUGGCUUUAUGAGGACAUACAAAUGUUUUUCUGGUUAUCUUGCUGAGGUUAAAGGUCUGAAAUACUGGAAUAAAUUAAGCAUGAUGGAGAUUUCUCUCCAUGUGCAAGAUACUUAACCAGUAGAAUCA
This is a messenger RNA of Ictalurus punctatus (channel catfish), 2505 nucleotides long. RefSeq names its product 5-hydroxytryptamine (serotonin) receptor 2B, G protein-coupled (gene htr2b). The transcript is spliced from 4 exons. Gene Ontology annotation, biological process: chemical synaptic transmission; regulation of behavior; G protein-coupled receptor signaling pathway, coupled to cyclic nucleotide second messenger. Bases 758 to 2095 code for a protein of 445 amino acids. NCBI's taxonomy places the organism in Eukaryota, Metazoa, Chordata, Actinopteri, Siluriformes, Ictaluridae. The record is from RefSeq and is a predicted model, not a curated record. Gene Ontology annotation, molecular function: G protein-coupled serotonin receptor activity; neurotransmitter receptor activity. Gene Ontology annotation, cellular component: plasma membrane; dendrite.